CUGUUUAAUUCAGCCCUUACAGUAGUAUCGCUGGCUGUAAAAAUGGAGUACUUACCUAACUUCCUCCGUUUUCCCAACAUUUCCCUUCACUGCUCUGCUCCUAUUGAUCAUAGCGUGAUGAACCUGCCCAGGAGUAUGAAGAAUAAUUGUACCAAGUUUCGUUAAAAUCCGUCGAGUAGUUUUUAUUUCUAUAACGAACAUACAGACAGACAGAGGAAAAUUGUACUGAUUUUUUUUGGUAUCAGUAUCGAUCACUAAUUCUUCAGUCUACUUAAUACUUUGUAGGAUUUUAGUUUUGAAGUUCAUGAUAUUUCCUAUUCUUGCUUUUUUCGUUCCGUUUACCAUUUGACCAUUUAUUAGAUAAAUUUGAUCAUAAUUAGGUAUACCCAGGUACCUGUCUACACAUAUUACCGCCAUUGUACGCCAUUAUAUUAUACACACAUAUAUGGUGUAAUAAUAUACAGAAACACUGAUUCAUUCAUUGCAAAUGUAACUUUGUGAUCCUGUGAAGUUGCUGUAUCUAGAAACCUUAAAUGAUUUAUUUUGUAUGUACCUCGUUGGUGAGGAUUUCAAGAUGAUUUCGAAAUGGUAUAUCAUUGUCAUAUUAAAAACAAACAAUUAGAAAAGCAUUAUUUAUGUGGUGCGACCAGGAUAGGCAGUCGGGUUUCCUAUUUUUUUAAUUAUUUUAUUUAUUUUAGUUUUGUAGCUAUUGUAAAAAGUGGAAUCUCAGUAGCUCAUAAACGUAUCGUAUGUCGAUUGUCACUGAUAUGUUUUGGUCUCCUGAGGAGCGGCGAGACAGUGGACAGUGGCACAUUGCGCCACGGCUCAUGUCCACAGCGGACAGUCUCACGCUCCCGCCGCAGACCCGCGCCGUGUCCCGCGGUACGGCGGUACCCGACGGUAACCCGACGCGGCCGCGGUCGGCGGUGCCGGUGCGCUCCGCACUCCACACAAAAAAUGUGGAGCGACAGUUACAGACGCACGGACGCGCGCCGCAGCACGCCGCGCGACACGGCCGCGGGACGAGCGCGGCACGACACGACGCCGGCGCGACGGCUCGUCGCCUGCUUGCAGCACGAUUAACUCCACUUUAAGUAAACGACAUCUUUUAUAUGGUGUUUAAAGCUAGUGGAUCGGGCAGUGCGUCGUGCAAUAAUUUACUUGCGUCUUACAUGGCGAGAAUCUGGUUAAAGCUGAUGAAAGUAUCAAAAUAUUUGGACCUUGCUCAUGAGAUUACAGCCAUGUGGCGUGUCGAUUCUAUUUCUACAAAUGCCAACGCUUUGGAAACUAUGUAUUGGAAUGGCAGAUCACAGGCCAUAGCAGCUGCGCGCCUGGCGCGCCUGGCAUCACACGUAUUAGUCACGGAAGACUAUUUGAAAAAAAUGUGUAUGUCAUGUAAAAAGUUAAGCGGUCGUUCCGGUAAUGAUCGAUAGUGUUACUUUGUGUGUCUGCCAUCCUUGACACGUAAAGCUUAGAACCUGCCCUGAGGCUACGGCUUCCGUGUAUCAGAUUUAGUCUGUUCCGCCGAUAUAUAUUAAAUUAAUUUCCGUGGAUCUGUAUCGGUGCUAUGCAAUUUUAAUAGCCAGGUAGAAGUGUUACUGUAGGAUCGUACAUUGUGAUUGUGACCGCGACCGGCGACCGAGUAACUCGACGCGGCGCGGGCGGCGGCGUGUGACGGAUGUCAUCCAACAGAUGAAUUCGUCAAUCGUCAACAUUAUACAAAUGACUACAAUCUCACCUGAUGGUAAGUGAUGAUGCAAUCUAAGAUGGAAGCGGGCUAACUUGUUAGGAGGAGGAUUAAAAUCCACACCCCUUUCUACACGACAUCGUACCGGAAUGCUAAAUCGCUUGGCGGUACGUCUUUGUAGAUAGGGUGGUAACUAGCCACGGCCGAAGCCUCCCACCAGCCAAACUUAUGUUUCUAAUUAAUUUUUUUUUUUAAUAAAAUGGGUAUAUUUCAGACCCUUAUCCCAAGUAUAUAUUCCCAUUCCCUUACUAUACGAAAAUAAUAUUGUUUGUAUUAAAUUAUUUAAUAUGAGUCAACUAGCCUAUUUAUUUCGAGAAAAAGAAAAAUAUUUGGUCGCAAUAUGGCCGACAUGGCCGAAUGCUCGAUGGACGCACAACGACAGUGCUGAGGCGCGUUGUGAACAUACUGCUGAAACCCGGCCUGCUAUCGUGAUUGACGCGGCCGAGGUGGAUUACAAUUUAUAAUGUGACGAGUUGCAAGUCGUCGCGCCGGGCAGCGUUUUUAUCCAAAUCUCUCGUUUUGGCAGUCGGCGGAGCGCGGCGCGUCCCCGGCCGCUCCAGCUGACGCCGACCACGCGCUCCGUCGCGAACGUUCCAGUCGCAGCAGUCGGCGACCUGCGAGUAGGUCUGCGACUCGCGGCGACUGCUUCUCUGUAUAUAAGCGCGAUCGUCGAUGCUCUGGAAAGAUACUCGAAAGUCCCCGAAAGCCGCGGGCGCGCUUCGGGCCUCCGCAAUUUUAUCGCCGCGUAUUGCUUUUUGCCGAUGGUUCUGUUGAAAAGCCGAUAAUGGGUCUGGCGAGGCGGCCGCGGCGCCCCAAAUGCGGAGCGCCUUCCGCGAACGGCGCGCUCUCUCCGCGCAGGGCUGCCGCGCCGGUGUCGAGUGCCUGCAUACUGUGCGUCGCAGCGCAUUCCCUGACUGUAUCUCGGUCGCGAUACCACUAUGCGACAGGGACAGACUCUACCAUAGACCUAACAGUAAAAUGGAGUUGACACGACUGCUAUAUGGUGAUAUUUAAGUUAACGAACUUUUAAUUACUGUCCUUUCAUGAGAUUGCUUUGUGAAUUUAUGAGUAAUCUUAGUAGAAUCGUCCGUCGAUUCAACAAUCUAUGGUUUAUUAAAAAGUUGAAGAAUUUGUUUGUUUCGUUGAACGCGCUAAUCUCAGGAACUACUGGUCCGAUUUGAAAAAUUCUUUCUGUGUUAGAUAGCCCAUUUAUCGAGGAAGGUUAUAUAUUAUCCCCGUAUUCCUACGGGAAGGAAAACCACGCGGGUGAAACCGCGCGGCGUCAGCUAGUGUUGGUAUUAAGAACUAGUUUGCGCGCUCAGCCAGCCGUGUGUGACAUAUCGGUACAUUGACGUCAUACGUGCAAACACUCAGCACCCGACGCGACGACGCAGCCCGCUAGCGUGCGCACCGCGCUCGGCCAGGCCGCGCCGGCAGCCCUGCGGCGCUCCGCCGCCCCGCGAGCGCGGCAAAAAGCUUCGCCGAGGUCUUCGUUAACGAGUUUAUCAUUUAGGACGUAAACGCGUCAAUUAAAGCGAGUGAGUUGGAUUGUUUGAUUGUGCCCUCUCACCGUGCGUAAUGAACGCGAGGAGCGGCCUCGGCGGGCCUCGGCGGGCCUCAGCGGGUCUCGGCGGGCCUCGGCGGGCUUCGCGCGAUCUGUGGUGGAGCGGGUGGAGGAGGGCGGACGCCAUGCGCGCGCCAUGCUGCUGCCCGACCAGACGUACGAGGGCGCGUCCACCUGCGCGCGCGCCGCCGCGCUGCUGCGCGCGCACCGCGUGCGCCCCGACUUCUUCUGCGCCAACCGCGCGCCGCGCCGCAGGGCGGCAGCGGACGCGGCGGCGGAGGAGGCGGCGACGCGCCGCCGCUCGCGCCGGGCCCGCGCUCACGCACGAGACGCCUCGUCGUCGAACGAAGCCGUGCACCUGCAGCGGCGCCUGCUGAGCCUCAGCUCGGAGCUGGUCACCCUCCGCAACCACCUGCACGUGGGCGGCGCGCCGGGGCCCGCGCCCGCCGGGCCCGCCGUGCCGCCGCGCGCGCCGCUGCCCGCGCCGCCGCCCGCGCCCGCGCCGCCGCCUGCGCCGCCGCCGCCGCGCGCGCCCGCCGGCGACGUCGACGACCUCAUCCACCUGCGCGGGCCGCUCACUGAGGACGCCGUGGUGCGCGCGCUGCAGGCGCGCUUCCUCAACAACGACUUCUACACGUCCGUGGGGCCCGUGCUGGUGGCGCUCAACCCUUUCACGGACACCGGCAACGCGCUGACGCCGGGCGCGGCGCGCGCGCAGCGGCCCGAGCUGGCGCGGCUGGUGCGCGACGCCGUGCGCCACCAGGCCGACACGGGCGUGCCGCAGGCCAUCGUGCUGUCGGGCGUGUCGGGCUCGGGUAAGACGCACGCGUCCAUGGCGCUGCUGCGGCGCCUGUUCGACGCGGCGGGCGGCGGCGCGGAGACGGACGCCUUCAAGCACCUGGCGGCCGCCUUCACCGUGCUGCGCGCGCUGGGCACGGCGGCCACGCGCGCCAACGCGCACUCCAGCCGCAUCGGCCACUUCAUCGAGCUGCAGGUGACGGACGGCGCGCUGUACCGCACCAAGAUCCACUGCUACUUCCUGGAGCACACGCGCGUGGUGCGGCCGCCGGCGGGCGAGCGCAACUACCACGUGUUCUACCAGCUGCUGGCCGGCCUGGCGCCCGACGAGCGCGCGCAGCUGCAGCUGGAGGGGUACGCCGCGGCCGACCUGCGCUACCUGGCCGCGGGCGCGCCGCGCCGCGCCGAGCCCGAGGACGCGGCGCGCUUCCAGGCGUGGAAGGGCUGCCUGGGCGUGCUGGGCAUCCCCUUCCUCGACGUACUGCGCGUGCUGGCCGCCGUGCUGCUGCUGGGCAACGUGCGCUUCGCCGACGGCGCGGACGGCGCGGCCGAGCCGGCGGGCGAGGCGGAGCUGGCGGCGGCGGGCGCGCUGCUGGGCGUGGGCGCGGCGGCGCUGCUGCGCGGGCUGGGCGCGGCGGGCGGCGCGCGCGCGCGGGCGGCGGGCGUGCGCGCGGCGGCGUGCGCGGCGGCGGCGGGCGGCGCGCGCGAUGCGCUGGCCAAGGCGCUGUACUGCCGCACCGUGGCCACCAUCGUGCGGCGCGCCAACUCGCUCAAGCGCCUCGGCUCCACGCUGGGCACGCUGUCCUCCGACUCCAACGAGUCCGUGCACCAGGACGCCAUGUCGCGGCGCGCGUCCACGGCCGGCAGCGGCGCGCGCGGGCGGGCGGGCGCGCGCUCCAUGGCGGCGCUCAACGACGCCGUGCGCCACGCCACCGACGGCUUCGUGGGCAUCCUCGACAUGUUCGGCUUCGAGGACGCCGCGCCCAGCCGCCUGGAGCACCUGUGCGCCAACCUGUGCGCCGAGACCAUGCAGCACUUCUACAACACGCACGUGUUCAAGUCGGCGCUCGAGUCGUGCCGCGAGGAGGGCGUGGCGGCGCUGGCCGUGGAGUACGUGGACAACGUGCCGUGCAUCGACCUGCUGGCCUCGCUGCGCGGCGGGCUGCUGGCGGCGCUGGACGCCGAGUGCGCGGCGCGCGGCUCGCCCGAGCGGUACGUGGCGCGCGUGCGGGCGGCGCACCGCGCGCACCCGCGCCUGGCCGACGCGCGCCCGCCGCACGCGCGCCGCUUCGCCGUGCGCCACUACGCCGGCGAGGUCACGUACGACGCCGCCGACUUCCUGGACGCCAACCGCGACGCCGUGCCCGACGAGCUGCUGGCCGCCUUCGACGCGCGCGCCUGCGACUUCGGCUUCGCCACGCACCUGUUCGGCGCCGAGCUGAAGGCGCUGGCGGCGGCGGGCGGGCCGGCCGGCGCGCACUUCCGCGCCUCGCCCGCCGCCGGCGCGCCGCGCGCCUCCACGCUCACGCAGGACUUCCACACGCGCCUCGACAACCUGCUGCGCACGCUGGUGCACGCGCGCCCGCACUUCGUGCGCUGCCUGCGCGCCAACGCCAGCGAGGCGCCGCUGCUGUUCGACCGCGCGUGCGUGGCGCGCCAGGUGCGCGCGCUGCAGCUGCUGGAGACCGUGCAGCUCAUGGCGGGCGGCUUCCCGCACCGCAUGCGCUUCCGCGCCUUCGCCGCCCGCUACCGCGCGCUGGCCCGCGGCGCCGAGCGCGACUCGGGCGCGGCGUGCGCGCGCGUGCUGCGCUCCGUGGCCGCCGCCGCCGCGCCGCCCGCCUCGCCCGCCGCCGUGCGCUGGGCGCUGGGCACGCGCCACGUGUUCCUCAGCGAGGGCAUGCGCCAGGCGCUGGAGCGCGUGAGGCGCGCGCGGCGCGAGGCGGCGGCGCGGCGCAUCCAGGCGGCGUGGCGCGCGCGGCGCCGGCCCGCGCCGCCCGCGCCCGCGCCGCCCGCCUGCGACCCGCAGCUCGUCAAGCGCACGUGCUCGCUGUUCGGCCUGGACCUGGAGCGGCCGCCGCCGCUGCCGCCGUCGCGCGCCUACACCGUGGCAGAUGGCGUGAAGCUGGGCUACCCGCAGCAGCGCUGCGUGGCGGCCGACUGGGCCGACGGCGCGCUGCAGCUGCGCGUGGGCGACACGGUGCUGGCGCUGGGCGCGGCGCGGCGCGGGCACGUCACCGUGCAGGUGAGCGGCCGCACGGCGCCCGUGCCGCACGCGGUGCUGGCGCCGCCGCGCGCGCCGCGCCCCGCGCCGCCGCCGCCGCCCGCGCCCGCCUGACCACUGCGCGCGCGCUGCUGGACUUGUACAUAUAGCUGCUAAGUAUUUAUAGCGAGCCCCGCCCGGAGCAGUGUCACCGUGUCGUCAGUGGAGGCGCAAGGUGGCACUCGUGACAUGUGAGUCGUCCGGUGCCAGAGCCCGACAUGUGUCAGCGAAGGGCCGGCACCGCGCGCGGAAUCAUCUAUUAUUUACUUUGUUUUAUUUUGUUUAUAUAAAAUGUAAGUACCGAGCGUCGCGAUACUGUGAUCACAAGACGGGUCGGGGUGGAAACUCGCAGUUAAAGUUAAUGCAAUAUUCGAUACCUUUUUUUUUCGAAAAUCCACGACAGAGUUCUUGAUUUGUAAACAUAUCAUGUAAGAUGAGCUCGCACCGGCCCAGUCGCCGCCGCUGCAGCGCUGCGAGUGCAAACUGCACGAGUGCUGAAUUCAGUGGCGUAACUGUACCUACGACGAAUACAUAGGAUUGGUUAUCCACGAAAAACGGCCACAUUGACAUUUUUUAAAAUGUUAAAAUAUGUACUUACAAGCUCUCGCCUCUCGGGCCGGGGCCGCGUCGGGCCAUUCGUCCUCACGCCACCUUGCCCAAAGAUUUUAUACUAUUAGUUAUGUCACUAGCGCGUCGAGAUUGAGGCGGACAAUGGUGACUGAGAUUGUCUUUAUUUAAUUUAGUCGCAGAGUGCAAACAAACGAAAGUUAUUUAAACAAAUAAUACCUCGAAUGUUGUCCACAAUUAAAAAAAAAAUACAAAAUUGUGCAUGUGAUUUGCGCUCAAUGGAGUAGCUAAAUUCGGAUUACAUUUUGCGGUGAUUUUGUAAGCACGUAAUAUAUCUAAUAGUAUAAAAUCGUUGGCCCUGUCAGCGUGCAGUAGUUACGCCACUACAGUUUUAUCGCAUUUAUUGUAUUAUUUUUAAUUUAAUUUAAAAAAAGAGAACUGAGAACCUGGUUUGCCGGAUAUCGGCCGAGCGUUUCGUCACUUCUUUGUGUCCAAGUAGGUAUAGUGUGCGCUAAACUUGUAGUCCGCUCUGAAGUUGCAACACGCCGAACUCUUAUAUCCCGCUUGGAUAUACUUUUGUACACGAUCAGAAUGCACUUCAAGUUUGGGGCACACUAUACUUAAAAAUCUUGCCCAUCACUGCUGAUAACUUGCUACCUUCUGCUCGAUGUGAAUAUUCAUGUUUAAUAUUAUUACUUAUAUUUAAAACAUAUUUGUAUUUUGUAUUAUUUUUGUGAUAGCGACUACCGAGAUGAAUCGUAUUGAAAUAUGUCGAUUUCCAAGUGCAGGCGCGACGGGCUGUUCGCCGACUCCAAACUCGGUGUUGGGACUGAGAGACUCACUCUAAGACAUUGUAGACUAUCGCUCGACGAGUGACCACUGGCCGCGCAGUGUGCGCCGGCGCAGUCCGCGAGCAGCCCGACUCUGGUACCUUGACUCUAUGUUUGUAACAUUUAGAUGUACGGAAAUAAAAACAUAUUUUUCAAAA
This is a messenger RNA of Bicyclus anynana (squinting bush brown), 7924 nucleotides long. RefSeq names its product myosin-A (gene dachs). The record is from RefSeq and is a predicted model, not a curated record. NCBI's taxonomy places the organism in Eukaryota, Metazoa, Arthropoda, Insecta, Lepidoptera, Nymphalidae. Gene Ontology annotation, molecular function: actin filament binding; cytoskeletal motor activity; ATP binding. The transcript is spliced from 5 exons. Gene Ontology annotation, cellular component: myosin complex; cytoplasm; actin cytoskeleton. Gene Ontology annotation, biological process: actin filament organization; vesicle transport along actin filament. Bases 3448 to 6444 code for a protein of 998 amino acids.